GGAAAUGAAGCAUCCAGCAAAGGCCUACUGAUACAGAAGGAAACCAUGGAGACCAACAACCGUGCUACUCAGCUUGUGCAGCAGCUCAGUAAUAUGAGGGAUAACAUUCAAGAAAUCAGCAGCAAGAUGAAAUACUAUGCAAUUCAACAAGAGCUGAGCCCUGAAGAAAUUGCCCAGAAGCUGAGUGAGGCUGAGGAGAUGCUGCAGGAGAUCAAACGCCGUAAGCCUUUCACUGAUCAGAGGCAACUCGCGGAUAAGGAGGAGAACAAAGCGGAGGACCUGCUACAGCAAGUUGAAGAGUUUCACGAGAAGUACAAUGACACCAGAUCUCUAGUAUCUGAUGUGCUGGAGCAGCUCAGCGAACAGGACAUGAAGCUGUCAGACCUGGAGGAGGCAUUAGACCAGGCACUUGACUACGUUAUGCAAACGGAGGACAUAAAUAAGGAAAACACAGCCAAUCUUCAAAGGCGUGAGAAACAACAUGAGAAAAUAAAAGAGCAAACAGAUGAACUGAACAGCAUUCUGCUAAGUGCCACAACUGUUUUGGCAGGACCACAAAAGGUCAGCUCUGAGCUAAGUGAGGUAAUAAAGAAUGCGUCAGGCUUCUACGCAGAAAUAGAUGGAGCGAAAAAGGAAUUACAAGAAAAAAUAGCCAAUCUGUCUCUGUUCGAUGAUGAUUUGGUAGAAAAGGCUAUGCAUCAUGCACACAACCUAAGAAGACUUGCUGAUGAGCUGGACCGGAAUUUGUAUGGUGUUGACACAAAUGGGCUGGUACAAAGGGCAAUAAAUGCUUCAAAUGUGUAUGAAAACAUUGCCAGUUAUAUUGAAGAAGCUAAUAAAGCUGCAUUGCUGGCACUGAACACAACAAACCGGGUCAAUGAUGCUGCAGUUGGAAUUGAUACUCAGACCAUUUACCAUAAAGGUAAAAGUGAAGAACUUCUCAACCAAGCCAUGGAGCUACAACGGACAGCAGAUGACAGUAACGAUUUAACCAUUGCAGACACUAGCCGGCAUGUUAAUGGCACUCUUGCCAGAAUGAAUGUUCUGCGAAGCCAACUGAUGAGAGCCAUCACAAACAUGCAAUCAGCAGAGCCAGUGGAGGCCAGAGAGCGUUUGGAGCAAGCUAAACUGAAGACUGAAGAGGCCGUGAGUGCUACCAUGACAGUAACACAGGCUACGACCCCCAUGCAUGAGAACGUGAGGUUGUGGUCUCAGAACGUGCAAGACUUCCAGCACAAUUCAGCAGCGUACGACAGUGCUGUGCAUUCAGCUGGGGAUGCAGUGAGAAAACUUACAGAAGUCUUCCCUCAGCUCCUGGACAAACUGCGCAGAGUAGAACAGAAGGCACCAGCAAACAAUAUUUCUUCCAGCAUUCAGCGGAUCAGAGAGAUAAUUGCUCAAACCAGGAGUGUAGCAAGCAAGGUCCAAGUUUCUAUGAUGUUUGGAGGCCAAUCAGCUGUUGAAGUCAAUCCAAAGAUCAACGUGGAGGAACUGAAAUCUUUCACUUCCAUGAGCUUGUACAUAAAGCUUCAGAAAGACAACCCAGAACUGGCAGCAUCUCCAGACAGAUUUAUUUUGUACCUCGGAAACAAAAAUGCAAAAAAUUACAUUGGCCUUGCAAUUAAAAAUGACAACCUUGUGUACAUUUACAAUCUGGGGGACCAAGACAUGGAGAUACCUCUGGAUGCAAAGCCAGUCAGCACCUGGCCUUCUUACUUCAGCAUCAUCAAAAUUGAGAGGAUUGGAAGACAUGGCAAAAUGUUUUUAACUGUGCCCAGUCUUAGCAGCACAGCUGAAGAAAAAUUCAUCAAAAAGGGAGAGGUUCUUGGUCCUGGCUCUCUCCUGAAUUUGGAACCUGAAAAUGCUGUUUUCUACGUUGGCGGAGUGCCUCCAGACUUCAAGCUUCCUCCUAGUUUAAACCUGCCUGGCUUCAUCGGUUGCCUGGAACUGGCUACCCUGAACGAUGAUGUGAUCAGCCUAUACAACUUCAAGCACGUCUAUAACAUCGACACCACCACAUCGCCACCUUGUGCCAGAAAUAAGUUGGCUUUCACUCAGAGCCGGGCUGUGAGCUAUUUCUUUGACGGCUCUGGCUAUGCCUUGGCAAGAAACAUUGAGAGAAGGGGAAGAUUCAGCCAGGUGACUCGGUUUGACAUAGAAGUUCGAACACCUACAGACAACGGAUUGAUCCUGCUGAUGAUUAAUGGGAGUAUGUUCUUCAGUCUAGAGAUGCACAAUGGUUUCUUGCACCUCCGCUAUGACUUUGGCUUCAGCACCGGCCCUAUGCUGCUAGAGGACUCCAUGAAGAAGGCUCAGAUUAACGACGCUAAAUUUCAUGAGAUUUCUAUUAUAUAUCACAAUUCUAAGAAGAUGAUCUUGGUAGUAGACAGGCGACAUAUAAAAAGUGUGGACAAUGAAAGAACAGCAAUGCCAUUCACAGACAUCUACAUUGGAGGAGCGCCUGCUGAGAUCUUGCACUCCAGUAUUAGCUCACAUCUGGCAGGAAAUAUUGGCUUUAAAGGCUGCAUGAAGGGUUUCCAGUUCCAAAAGAAGGAUUUCAACUUGUUAGAAGAACCAGGAACCCUGGGAAUCAGCUAUGGAUGCCCAGAGGAUUCACUGAUGUCCCGCAAAGCAUAUUUCAAUGGAGAGAGCUUCAUUGCAUCAAGCCAAAAAGUGUCCCUCUUUAGUGAAUUUGAAGGAGGCUUUAAUUUCCGGACAUUGCAGCCCAAUGGGCUGCUGUUUUACUACUCCGAAGGAUCAGAUGUAUUAUCGAUCUCUAUGGACAGAGGUGCUGUUGUUCUAAAUGCAAGCGGAACCAAAAUUCAAUCACCAGACCGAAAUUACAACGAUGGAAAAACCCACUUCAUCAUUACAUCUGUCACCCCAGAAAGAUAUGAGCUGACUGUUGACAACAAGAAACAAAGUAAGAAGAACCCAGCAAAGGACAGAGCAGGGAAAAGCCCAGACAGCAUCAAGAAGUUUUAUUUUGGUGGCUCUCCCCUCAGAACGCAGCAAGCCAACUUCACGGGCUGCAUAAGCAACGCUUACUUCACUAG
Molecule: messenger RNA, 3056 nt
Organism: Balearica regulorum gibbericeps (East African grey crowned-crane)
Lineage: Eukaryota; Metazoa; Chordata; Aves; Gruiformes; Gruidae
Source: RefSeq, a predicted model, not a curated record